Helianthus annuus (common sunflower) is the source of this 1605-nucleotide messenger RNA. RefSeq lists its product as uncharacterized. The transcript is spliced from 9 exons. Bases 308 to 1384 code for a protein of 358 amino acids. The record is from RefSeq and is a predicted model, not a curated record. NCBI's taxonomy places the organism in Eukaryota, Viridiplantae, Streptophyta, Magnoliopsida, Asterales, Asteraceae.
CAAAAUUAACUGCCAAUGAAUACUAUGAUGACGUGGCAACAACUAUAUAAGCUGAUGGUCACCACAUAAAACAAAACUUUCUUCCCUUCAUUCCCUCUAUAAAUUGAUUUUCACUUUUGGGUAUAAAAACAGAAGAACCCGUGGUAACCGAACCCGGAUCCGACAUCUGUCGGAUCCACAUUUCAUCUUCCUUCUGGUGGGCUUCUUCCCAUAUCAUUGCUCAUAACAAACAUCAUCAUUUCUUUCAGAUAAACGAGGGCGCAAAAGGUUUAAAAAAUCAAGGUAAACGCAAAUUCGUUACACCAAAAUGGGGAAGAACAGGAAUUUAGGAAACAGUGUUCUUGUUCAUAGCACCUCUAUUUGUAGAAACACAUCAACUUCCACUUCCACUCCUAACCUCACUCAGAUAGACUGGCACCACACCCGAUUUGAUUCUACUUCUAACGUCAUUUGCCAAGAAGAAUCGUGGAUUGACUCGGUCAGUGAAGUUGAUGAGUCUGAUUCCGACGAUGAUUCGAGUAGUGUUCAUGACGGCGUUUCCGAAAGAUACUUUUGUCAUCCCCGUGCAGGGUCGUUGAUUCCAUGUUGCACAUAUAAGAAGUUAACCCCUGGAUGUUGGUCUGCCAUCGACCCCUCGAGUUUCACUCUUCGAGACGAAAACUUUUUCAAACACAAAACAAAGAGUCCUGCCCAAAGUUAUUGUCCUUAUACUCCAAUCGGUGUUGACCUCUUUGCAUCGUCAAGAAAAGUCAACCACAUUGCGCAGCUUCUCGAGCUUCCUCCGGUCAAAGGCCAUGGAAUGUUACCUCCGCUUCUCAUCGUCAAUAUUCAGUUGCCUACUUAUCCUGCGGCUAUGUUCAACCGCGAUUGUGAUGGCGAGGGUUUGAGCCUUGUUUUAUAUUUCAAACUAUCCGAAACGUACGAGAAAGAUGCGUCUUUUCAGUUUCAAGAAAGCAUCAAGCGUUUGAUGGAAGACGAAAUGGAAAAAGUGAGGAGAUUCACGAAAGAAUCGUUUGUAUCGUUCAGAGAAAGAUUGAAGAUUAUUGUGGGUGUUAUGAAUCCUGAAGACAUUGUUUCGAAUAGCACGGAAAGGAAGCUCUUGCAUGCUUAUAAUGAAAAACCGGUUCUUUCACGCCCUCAACACAAGUUUUAUCGGGGAUCGAAUUACUUUGAAAUUGACCUGGAUAUUCAUCGGUUUAGUUACGUAGCAAGAAAGGGAUUAGAAUCAUUUCGUCAACGCUUGAAAAACGGGAUUCUGAAUCUCGGGCUAACUAUUCAGGCUCAGAAGCCUGAAGAAUUGCCAGAGAAAAUGCUUUGCUGUUUGAGAUUGAACAAGAUUGACUUUGUGAAUCAUGGUCAAAUUCCCACACUUGUUGCUCAAUGAUGAAAAGUCAACUGCAACUCUUUAUGCUAUCUACAGACAGACACACUAAAGAUGACAACAGUUAUGUUUUUUUUAUUGAUGUACUGAAUUGAGUGGUGUAAAUACAUACAGAUAAUAUACAAACAACGCUAUUUUUUUAAUGAUUCCGAGUUUAUAUGAUGUCGUGUUUCUAGGGGAUAAACAAACGUUUGUUUUAUGUAGAAUGCCGUUAUGAGUUCUCA